GGACAGUUGCCAGUCACCACUAAACUUUGGACCCGCAGCUGAUGGUCACUGUAGUCACCACUGAUAACGUUUUAUACAUUUUCGUAGCUUAUGUAAGAGCAAGACUGGCUGAAGAUGGCAUUAUUAGCGUCCAUAAUCCUGCGUCAGGGGCUAAGGCUUGGGAGGGGUGUUCAAGCAAGAAGUGCAAUGAUGGUUGCCCAGUCAAGAUAUCUACAUGAUGACAAGGUAACACUGCCUCCUCUCCCUGUCCCUCCGCUGGAAGAUACACUUAACAGAUAUUUAAAAACAGUCAAACCUCUUGUGACAGAUGAAGAAUUUCAGCUUACUGAGCAAAUUGUGAAGAAGUUUGUGGCCCCAGAAGGAAUUGGUAGUAAAUUACAGAAGAAGCUGCUGGAGAGAGCAAAAUCAACAGAUAACUGGCUUUCUGAAUGGUGGUUAAAUGCAGCUUACCUAGACUACAGGGGACCGGUUGUGGUUUGGUCAUCUCCAGGACUCGUUUUUCCCCUUCAGGAAUUUAAGUCACUGGAUGAUCAACUGAAUUUUGCUGCAAAAGUUAUUGCUGCAACUAUUGACUACAAAGCUAUGGUUGACGAGAAAACUUUGCCACUGGAUCGCAUGGGAAAAGACAUUUUAGAUAUGUCUCAGUACUUCAAGAUCCUGGGUGCAUGCCGCAUUCCUGGAGUGACAAGAGAUAGGAUUCACUUCUAUGGCCAUGAACCAAACACUCCAAAACACAUAGUAGUAGCUCAUAAUAAUCAUUUUUUCAAGAUUGAUGUGUAUGGAAAAGAGGGCAAGCCUCUGAAUGUGAAACAGUUGGUUUAUCAGCUUCGUAAUGUAGUAGAACGUUCUACACAUCCAACAGUUCCAAUUGGCAUUCUUACCUCACAGAAUCGCAACGUUUGGGGAAAGGCUUAUAAGCAGCUUCGAAAGGACAAGACAAACAGAGCCUCCAUUGAAGAGAUACAGCGCUGCAUUUUCUUGAUAGCAAUAGAUGGACCUGAUGUCAACCCUACUGGUAAUAUAAUGACUGAUGCUGCCCUAAACUGUGUACAUGGUAAAGGUCCUCACGGAUAUGCGGGCAAUAGAUGGUACGAUAAGACAAUCCAGUUCAUUGUUGGCAAGAAGGGUGCAGUUGGGUUGACGUAUGAACACACUCCAGCUGAGGGACCUCCAGUAGCUAACCUGAUGGACCAUAUCAUGGAUGUUGUGACGUCAGGAAGAGAUGGGUCAGAGAAUGACAUGAAUGACACAAAACCUCCAGCAGUAGAACUCUCUAGACCUCAACGUUUGAUGUUUAAUAUUUGUGCUGAGGUUAAGCAAGACACUGAAGAUGCUAAAGUUGCUCUAGAAAGUCUGGUUGGUGACCUAGAGAUGACUUGUUUCAAAUUUUCUGGUUUUGGCAAGAACUUUAUCAAAUCUCAAAAGCUAAGUCCAGACAGUUUCAUCCAAAUGGCCAUUCAGCUCGCAUUCUACAGAAUUCAUGGUGAACCCGGCGCCCAUUAUGAGUCUGCUUCAACAAGGAAGUUCUUCCUCGGUCGCACAGAGACAAUCCGCUCCUGUUCCAUUGAAUCUGUUGCCUUUGCCAAAGCCAUGCUUGAUGAGGAUUGUCCAAUUACUGAAAAGACAAGAACUCUUCGUGCUGCAAUUGAAGCACACAAACAAUAUGUAAAGGUUGCUGUGAAUGCACAUGGAGUUGACCGUCACCUUCUUGGGCUGAAAUUGGCUGCUAUUGAAGCUGGAAUGGAUGUACCAACACUCUUCAUGGAUGUUGGAUAUUUACGCAGCUCACAUAUGCGUAUCUCCACAAGUCAAGUUCCUGCUCGCUGUGAUGCAUUUAUGUGCUUUGGACCUGUAGUGCCUGAUGGCUACGGUUGUUGCUACAAUCCUCGAGGUGAUUCCAUUUUCUUUGGCACAUCAGCUUUCAACUCCUCCCCAGAAACAGACUCGGCCACUUUUCGUGAGGCUCUUGAACAAAGCCUAUUGGAUAUGCAGGAUGUUUUACUGAAAGAAGGAGUCAAAGCCAAACUUUAAAAUUUUAGUAACAACAUAUCUGCUUCAUCAAAUGAACUAUCAUGUGUAGACAGGAAAAGUUUACUAACUCUGUAUUGAUAAUUAACAUAAUUUUAAUAUAAAAUCUUGAUAAAUAUUUUUUUGGGGUUUUUUAAUUAAUAAAAGUUUCUUCUAUACUCAUCUGUAGUGCUAGAGAAUAGAUUGGCUUAUGUUGGAAAACUCUUGUAUCCCUUAAUUACUGUUUAUCAUGCCACUUUUUAUUACACUGACGGUCAGAAUGUUCAUGUAGGUCUUGCCAAACAUGUUAGUUGGUUUUCAAAUUUUAAACAGUUGCUGUGCACUGCAUGCUGACUUGACAUUUUUAUAUUUUAACAGAAGAAGGGGACUUGUUAUACAGAGAUGUGUGAAUAGAAUUAUGGUUGACUCAUCAAGUAAAUAAGAGGGUAAAGUGGAAGUUUGUAAGAAUAAGAUAAAUGGUACAAGUGUAAGUAAAGAGAAGUACAAAAAUGGGUAAAAGAAUGAAGAUUUAACCCUAAAAUCCCAUUUUCUUUUUGGCAACCAAUAUUAUCCCAGAGGAUAAUAUUGUCUAUAAGUAAACUAAAAGUACAGUACUACUCAAGAGAAAGUGUAUCAUAGCCUUCUACGUACUUGGUGGAAGAAAUCCCUUUUUGACAAUUCAGUUGUAGCAGUGAAGAUAAAUAAACAAGUGUUUUUUUUCAUAUUCAUGGGAUUGGAACCAGAGAAUGAAACGAACAGGAUUUAGACAAAACUUGAGGAGAGGAACCCAAUCUUACUGGGUAAAAGGAAGAUGCCCUUUGUAAUUAGCAGUACCUUGAAUUCUUGUCAUAUAACUAAGAGGAACAAAAAGUUAUAAUGUAUUUUUUCUCUACCAAUUAAUAAUAUAAAAUCUCUAUUCUAACAUCUAAAGAGAACAGAGAUGUAAAAUUGGGUUCAUGAUUGUCAAACAUUUCAAACACCUGGAUUACUAUUUCCAGCCCUGUUCCUAUACAUAUUGUCCGAGUUAAAGAAUCCAGAACUACCAACCAUUUCCAUAGCAUCAUCUUGAUUCUUGGUAAAUCAUUUGCUUUACUUUUUAGUAAACUGCAACAGAUAUGGCUUUCUAAUGUGUUUUUAAAACUUCAUACUACUUCAUGCAGUAUUCUUAGUGACCCCGUCCAUACAGUAGUUCAAGCUAUAAUUCUGUACAAGUUCCAUGAAUACAUCAGUGUAUGUGUAGCAUUCAUUCAUACACAGCAGCUUUAUUUUCCACUGAUGAACAUAAGACAAGAGCAUAACACACUCAAAUCCUCCCAUUCCAUGAUUUUUUUACAUUACUUUGGGAGCCUUAAAUAUGAGGGACCUGUCAUUUUGUUGCACUCAUGUUAAACAUGCCUCAAAUGUCAGUAACGACACAGGAAAUUCUUGAGCAAAUUGAAAGAUGUCAAUGGAUAUCUUCGUGAGAGAAAAAAGAUCUUAUGGUCUCCAACAGUUAGUAGGUUGGCUGUUUGAGUGGACCUCCUUCAUCUCAGUGGGCCAAAAGAUUGAAAUCAGGCAUGUGACUUCAUCAUGUCCCCAUAAAUAAGCUUCAAUGCUUUUAUUACAGGCUAGAUAUUACAUUGUGAUUUAUAGAAAAUAUUUAUUUAUUCAACUAUUAAGAAAAUUUUCAUCAGUUCAAAUGAUGAAAGCAAAAGAAACAAGAAGUAGUACAUUCAGUGUACACCAUGCAACAAUGGAAGAUGACAGUGGUUUACAAUGACACUUGGCUGCUGUUGUGUCCAAAUUUCAACUUCCCAGUUCAAGAAGUGCCUAUGACAUACCCGGACGAACAAGCAAACAAAAAAUGAGUAAAAGAAAAAAUUAUUUUGCCAAAACACUUGCUCACUAUUGUUCCCAAUACAACAUGGAUAAGCUCAAAUCUCCCAUGACCACUGGCAGUAACAGCUGAAAUGUAAGUAAGUAGCAUAGUCAUGUCGUGGUGUCAUUGAAAAAUGAAUAGGUCUGUUGCACGUGUGAAUCUAAUUCUAUUAAGGAAUUACUGCUAAAUUAUUCAAAAUCAACAAUGGGUUAUCAAUAUAAAGUAGUAUUAAUAUAAACCCCCAGAUUACAUAAAAUACUUAAUAAUUGUAAAAAUUUCAAAAACUAGUCAAAUGCCUCUUGUAUGAUUCAUGUAUGUGUGGAGGACAACAAUUAACAAAAUGUCUUAAGGGCUACACCCAGGAGCCUGAUGGGCUGCAGGUUGCCCACCACUGCACAAGAAGCUCCCUCUAAUUACGUACCAGGAUCUAUUCAGAGACAAAGCCCCUUACUGUUACUGGAGUGCCAUCCUAGGACUUGGAAAUCCCAACACUGAUCUGACGUGUUGGAUCAAGUGUAAAGAUCUUGUUAAAUGUUUUCAAAGGUCAUGAGAAGUAAUGCUUGUUCCUCCACAGCAUUACCAACCUCCUGUAAGUGAUCAAGGGAAUGUUAUCAUUUCCUUUACUUGUCAGCUUACUGGUCUUGUCUUUUGGGCAGUCAGUUCUGUUCUUUGUUAAGACCUCCAUUGUCUAAUGUUAGUUUAGAAGGAAGCAGGAAUACCUGGAGAAAAGUGGUGAUAUUUGGUAGGGUCGCAUUGGAUAAACAACCAUCUCGCAUCUGACCACGGUAUCAAACCUGGGAGGCAAUGGUGGGAGGUAAGCUUGCAAUUAUUGUAUCUCCUUAUGUUAUCUAUCCAUAUAUUUAUAUUAUGCAUCCUUUUGUUAAUACUGUCUGACUUUACUUUCGUUCUUUUCAAACAUUAUUAUGUACAAACUAAUAUUUCAGUUACCGGUAUAUGUUAGCCAAAUCAACAUUUAUUAUAAUAAGAAUUGAAAAUUUUGUAAUACUUGCCAACUUAUGUUUCUACACCACUGUUUUAAUUGUUUACAUACUGUACUGUGUUUAUAUAAUGUGAAGUUGUACAGUGAGUGACAAUUAUCUUCCCAGUUUAGGAUGAAUGUAUUGGUCUCUGGGAACCUUAUGAACAGUUGGCGGCCUGGAGAGGACUGUUUCGGAGUUUCCAUGGUGUCCUUGUCCAUUUAUCACAUUAACCACUUGGGGAGGUUUGGAACCAUGAUAUGCUUCUUGUUCUUUAUAUAGAGACUCCAGGCUUUUCGUCUCGGGUGAAUUGUGCUACCCAGUCAGGCAUGCCAAAUAUUCAUGGUUGUCAAGGUAUGUCUUUGAUUAUGUUUGGCCAGCUUUAAAAAAUCAUCAGACAAAACUGGAAAGAUAGUUUUGUCACACACUGUACAUUAUAUAUCAUACAUGCAGUAUUUAGAAAUUCUGCAAUCAGCAACUAUUGUAACCAAUAAAUAAUUUUUAUACAGUCGAUUCCCUCGAAUUUAACGACUUGGGGGCUCCUUAUCAAAUUAUCCAAAGUGUCCAAAUUUGGUUGGCAAAUUCAGAAAUUUUGUCAAGAUAGUGUGGGUGUUUUCACAAACUCAAGUGGGUAAUUUUGACAUUUCAAAAAGGCAAACCCCACUUCUGAUUUUUAUUGAAAUCCAGAGGUUUAGUUUAUUCUCAGGUUAUGAACGAAAUAUACAGUGCUCUUGUU
Messenger RNA from Homarus americanus (American lobster), 5578 nucleotides. RefSeq names its product carnitine O-acetyltransferase-like. NCBI's taxonomy places the organism in Eukaryota, Metazoa, Arthropoda, Malacostraca, Decapoda, Nephropidae. Gene Ontology annotation, biological process: carnitine metabolic process, CoA-linked. The coding region runs from base 115 to 2031 and encodes 638 amino acids. The record is from RefSeq and is a predicted model, not a curated record. The transcript is spliced from 14 exons. Gene Ontology annotation, molecular function: carnitine O-acetyltransferase activity. Gene Ontology annotation, cellular component: peroxisome.